ACAGAAGAAAAAUGAAGUGGUUCACAAAACGCUCGCGAGUAGUUGCGUAGAAAUCAUUAAAAAAUUAAGAUAUAAUCUCUCUUUUCAUCCGGAAAAAUAUUUAUUUUUCCGUCUUCAUUUUUCUUGUGGUGUUUCUUUUGAUUUAUGAUCUAUAAGUGUCAUAUUAACAGAUCUGUUUUGUAAAUAUUUUUCAUCCAUAACGCCAUGUCAUAAAUUAAAUUAUCAUCAUGGAAAUAUGAGAAGAAUUGUGGACGGCGGACAAAGUUAACAAAAAAUAUUUUAUGCGCUUAUGUGUCAACAAUUUUCGAUAAAGACAUAAAUCAAUUUUGAAAAGUGUGAGAAAUUUGAAAAUGAAAUGAGAAUUUUAUUUAAAAAAUGUGAUAAACAAGACUUUUACAAGCGCCACGAAUUAUUGUGGAGACCACACACGUGUCGGAUGUAUGAAAAGAAAUAAAGCUGGCAAAUUGACGCCCCCGCUUUCGAAACAUCUCAAUUUUAUUAAUUAAAUUUCAUCGUGAUGAAAUUGAAAGGAUUCAAAUGAAAAUUUUUAUUAAUUGAGUUCAUGUGGGAAAAUCUAGAAAAAGUAUUGAAAAGUUAAAAUUUUAUGAUUUCAGUGUUAAUAACUUGUCAUUCAGUUUUCUCCUCUUUUAUUCAAAAUAUAAAAGCAGUAGCAAGAACUACAAAGAGAAAGAAUUUUUAUUUUUAUUAUUUUUAUGGCUUUUCCGCUUGCGUCACGGCGCUUCUUUAUGGUCGGUGGAUGAAAUUGAAAUAAUAAAAAAAAGAAGAGAAGGAUGUGAGAAAUUUCAGUUAUGAUCCUUAUGUGAUGAUGGAAAAAAGAGGAAGGAAUUUUAGUGCUCUAAUUAAUUUAUUUCCAAUUAACAUUAAAGAGCCAAAAAGCAGAGAUUUUCUGAAAAACAGCCAAUUAAACAGAAUAGCGUUCAACAUUCAAUAUCAUUAUUCACAAAAAAAAAUGACUCAAUAAAAAAGAAGCAUGAAAUUUUGAUCGUUAAUUUUAAUUGAUAAAAAGUGAAGCGAUAAAGUUUUCCUGAGAAGAGAAGAGUAAAAAAUUAAACAAAAAAAAAUAAAACGAACAUGAAAUGAGAGAAGAUGAUUGUGCAAAGUGAAAAAUUUUUAUCUCAUGUGGAAUUAAAGCUGUGCAAGCUGCAGAAAGUUUUUAUUUAUUCAUGUUGGCGAAAACCUCAAAUUAUUUUGUAACCACUAUUUGAUUAUCAUUAACUAUAUACUCUCAUCUUCAUAUCUUUGCACAAACUUUGUGCUAUUGCUAUAAGGGAUAUCGUUUAAAAAAGAAAAUUAAAAAUGCUUAUGCCACACCAAAUAGGAACUUUUUUUAUCAACGUAGUUAUUCAUGUUAUUUGCAUCAUUCCCUUCACAACAACAGAUCACAACAUUCAUCAAUCUAAAUAUCAAAGAGAGAAUUCUUUUAAUUCAUACAAUGAAAACUCCUACACAACAUCAUCACAAAGUGAGAGCUUAGCAAGUCUUCCAUAUUUCCUAAAAAUUCCUACAACAGUGUCAGUGAUUGAGGGAUCAGCUGUCAUUCUAUCAUGUCGAAUAGAAAGUCUUGGCGAUCGAAUGGUGUUUUGGAUAAGAAAUUCAGAUCUGCAGAUAUUGACGGCCGGUCUUGUCACAUUCACAGCUGACAAUCGCUUCAAAGUAAAUCACGAGAACAGCAUCGACUCAACAGAUUGGAGUCUUCUCAUAACAGAUGUCACAAUGGCAGAUCAAGGACUUUAUGAGUGUCAAAUAAAUACAGAACCAAAGAUGAAAAUGAACAUAAACCUGAUAGUUAAAGAAUUUUCUGAGCUCAUGGAAAUGGAUUCGCCCUUCAGCGGGGCAAUGAUAGAAGGAAAGAAUAUCAACAUAUUAAAGAAAGGAUCGACAAUCACAUUGACUUGUAAAGUGAUGGAAAAUGGGAUUGAAGGAAAUAGUGCUAACACGAGGCGCAUCGAAUGGAUGAAGAACGGAAAACUCGUCAAAAUGAAGACUCGUCAUGGAGGUGUUACAAUUGAUACUGUCUGGCACAAUAAAAGUGGAACGAGUAAAUUAAUUCUGGGCGAACUUGAAGAUGAGGACUCGGGAAACUAUUCAUGUUCUUCAAAUGGCUUCGAGUCUGAGCAAGUUUUGCUUCAUGUUGUUUCAAAUCUCAAAGGUGAUGCUGCAGAAAUUUCAACGAGAAAUAAUGGCUCCACACAAAAAUUCUAA
Molecule: messenger RNA, 2223 nt
Organism: Clunio marinus
Lineage: Eukaryota; Metazoa; Arthropoda; Insecta; Diptera; Chironomidae
Source: the annotation of a GenBank genome assembly